Hirundo rustica (Barn swallow) is the source of this 1132-nucleotide messenger RNA. RefSeq names its product chondromodulin (gene CNMD). The record is from RefSeq and is a predicted model, not a curated record. Bases 1 to 1035 code for a protein of 344 amino acids. NCBI's taxonomy places the organism in Eukaryota, Metazoa, Chordata, Aves, Passeriformes, Hirundinidae. The transcript has 7 exons. Gene Ontology annotation, biological process: negative regulation of angiogenesis; negative regulation of endothelial cell proliferation.
AUGGCAGAGGGCUCCGAGAAGGUGCCCAUCGCCCGAGCGGGGCCCGACGAUGUGGAGCUGUGCCUGCCUCCCGCGUACGCGGCGGCCGCGCCGCCCGGGCCGGGGCGGCUGCUGAAGGCCGGGGCCGCGGUGCUGAUCGCCGGGGCGCUCCUGCUGCUGGCCGGGGCCAUCGGCGCCUUCUACUUCUGGAAAGCCACGGAGCGGCAGGUGUACAACGUUCACUACACUAUGAGUAUUAAUGGAAAAGUACAAGAUGGAUCAAUGGAAAUAGAUGCUGGAAACAACUUAGAGACGUUCAAAACAGGAAGCGGGAGUGAAGAAGCUGUUGAAGUCCAUGAUUUUCAGAUCGGCAUAACUGGGAUCCGUUUUGCUGAAGGAGAAAAGUGUUACAUCAAAGCUCAGCCAAAAGCUCACAUCCCUGAAGUUGAUGCUAUGGCUAAAGCGAGCCUCUCAUCUGAGCUGGAAGAUGAAAUCAUGCCUGUGAGAUUUGACAAAAACUCCCUUAUCUGGGUGGCUGCAGAUGAGCCUAUCAAGCAUAACAGCUUCCUAAGCCCCAAAAUUUUAGAGCUUUGCAGGGAUCUUCCAAUUUUCUGGUUGCGACCAACGUAUCUCAAAGAUAACCAAAGGAGAGAAAUGAAGAGAAACAAGCGCCAAUCAGAAUCAGACUUCGAUGAGGAAGAUUUGGAAGCUGCUUCUGAGGAAGUAAAUUCCAGGUCACGUACCGUGCAGCUGACUCAAGAGCUUGGCCACCAGGCUAAUGAAACCAGGCCAAUGGGACAAGAAACCGAUCAAGCAUUUAAUCCAGACAACCCAUACAAUCAGCUGGAAGGUGAAGGGAUGGCUUUUGACCCCAUGCUGGAUCACCUGGGCGUGUGCUGCAUUGAGUGCCGGCGAAGUUACACCCAGUGCCAGCGGAUCUGCGAGCCCCUCUUGGGCUACCACCCGUGGCCUUACAACUACCAGGGUUGCCGCACCGCCUGCAGGAUCAUCAUGCCCUGCAGCUGGUGGGUUGCUCGUAUCAUGGGCGUGGUGUGAGAAAAACCCUGGACCAAAAAAAACGAAACAAUCCAAAACUGGAGCCUUGACAAAAUCAGCAGGAAUACAAUGAACUGGUAAAAGACUAAAACCAAAG